AUGGACAUCGCUCAAAAGCGCAAAGCGCUCUUGCCGAAGAUCCUAGAGAGUGGGUUAGCGGCAUUAAUAACUUUGAAAGAAACAUGCAGCAGUAUGCAGGCAGAGAUCGCCUCACUCGAGGCAGAUCCGACAACGAUUGGUCCAGAAAACCAUGGUGGCAGUGAUCGUCCAAACGAAACGGCGUCAGAGCAGGAGGACCCCAAAAGCCCACAGGGUUUACAAGAACCCGAGCAGCAUACAAACCAGCAUGUGUAUGGGGACUCAGAGCGUCUUGCCGCGGACGAUGAAGACACGAGUGAUACGAUUCGGUCCGGAACGCCUCACCCAGAGGAGGACAUCCUUGGUGACACCCUUGCCGAUGACUUGGCUUCAGACGUAAGUCAAGAAGUUCAGCCAUCCUCGGAAAACCAGAUCGACCCUGCACAGCAGCCAGCUCAACACUAUAUCCGACACCAGGACACAAUCUUGCAGCCACAGAUCGCAGAUCCCCACCACCCUCACCAACACCAGCAACCUGUCGAUUCCCAGUCCCUGCCUGAUGCCCCCCAAGAGCCUGCACAGCAAGAGUCUGCACCUCAGGGGCUCGCGCCUCAAGAGCUUAGACAGGAUCCCAAUCACGAGGAAUCAAACCUGCCUCUUCAUCUAAAUGUCCGCCAAAUGAAUGAACGACGUCAGGCGAGGGCUCAAAGUAAUUCACCUCCACCACCCGAGCUCCAGCCAAUCAUCCAACAGCACAUACAAGCACAGCAGCUAAUACCACGACAGCGACUGGCUACACAUGCCAUGCCCGUGCCCAUCAUCCACAACAACCUCCUUAUCCCACGUCAAGACUAUCGCUUAAGACAAAUUAGGGGGCUGAUGCAGAACCAUCAAAUUGACCUUACUGAGUUGUUUCGGAUGCUAGGUUCCACUCAUACUGAAUUUCGAAUAUCGUAG
Molecule: messenger RNA, 936 nt
Organism: Bacidia gigantensis
Lineage: Eukaryota; Fungi; Ascomycota; Lecanoromycetes; Lecanorales; Ramalinaceae
Exons: 1
Coding region: 1-936 (311 amino acids)
Source: RefSeq, a predicted model, not a curated record